AUUGACGUGGUCAGCUUGUUUCACAAUGUGCUUGAGUCAUUUCCCCAGGAGCCCUGAGUUUAGUUACUCAGAGGGAAGGCAUGCAUUGACAACAAGUUCUCAGCCCCUUUCUUUCACCCAGCUGUCAGGUUCUAUGGAAUCGAAAAUAGAACUGCCCUAAUGUGAUGCAGGCCACACACUGUUUACCGGUCACUUCGGAGGUGGCCAGUCUUGUGCACAGCAGUGUCUGGACGGCAGCGUGGAUGAGGCAGGAUGUGGGGUGUCUUCCAAUGGGGUCCCUGAAAGGGGAAGACUUUGGAAGUCAGCUGCUCACAAGAAAGUAAGAAAGAGGAGGAGGAGGAGUUACCUGACUUGGGCAGCUCUGCAGCCCGUGCUCGGCAGCAAAGAGGAGACCUUUACAGCCUUAAGAAGGUGGAGAAGGAGCCAAAAGAUGAAGAAACUAAGCCUGGAGAUCCGAGCUACGUGCAGCCCGGCAUGUGAGGGGCCGAGUCCCUUGCUGGGCAUCUGCAGAUCGGCUUUGUGAGCUGCAGAGAUUUGUAACUUAAUGCAGGGUCCUUCACGGUGGCAGCGCGGCUGGGAGGCUGGCUAUGAUGAACUGUUGGCUGCCUUGUGCGUCUAACCAUUCACAAUCAGCGGACUGGAAUAAGUACGAUGACCGGUUGAUGAAGGCUGCUGAAAGGGGGGAUGUGGAGAAAGUAUCCUCCAUCCUUGCCAAAAAGGGCGUCCAUCCCGGCAAGCUAGAUGUGGAAGGCAGAUCGGCCUUCCACGUCGUGGCAUCCAAAGGGAAUCUGGAAUGCCUGAAUGCCAUUCUUACGCAUGGCAUUGAUGUUGCAACCAGGGACAGUGCAGGGAGGAAUGCGCUUCACCUGGCAGCUAAGUAUGGACACGCGUUAUGCCUGCAGAAACUUCUACAGUACAACUGUCCCACUGAGCAUGUGGACCUUCAGGGAAGAACUGCCCUUCAUGACGCAGCCAUGGCAGACUGUCCUUCCAGCAUCCAGCUGCUCUGUGACCACGGGGCCUCCGUGAAUGCCAAAGAUAUAGACGGGCGGACACCACUUGUUCUGGCAACUCAGAUGUGCAGGCCGACCAUUUGUCAGUUGCUGAUAGACAGAGGGGCGGAUGUCAAUUCCAGAGACAAACAAAACAGAACAGCUCUGAUGCUGGGCUGCGAGUACGGUUGCAGAGACGCUGUAGAAGUCCUCAUGAAAAAUGGUGCCGACCUGACCUUGCUGGAUGCCCUUGGCCACGACAGUUCUUACUACGCAAGAAUUGGUGACAAUCUGGACAUCCUGAACCUACUGAAGACAGCAUCAGAAAACACCAUCAAAGGCGGCGGGAGAGAACUCUGGAGGAAAGGGCCGCCUUUGCAACAGCGGAAUUUGUCACACACUCAAGAUGAAGGAAGUGUGAAGUCAGCUCAGAGGGAGCAGAGAGAGCGCCAGAGCUUUCAGGAUCUAGAGAUUGAAAAUGAAGAUUUGAGAGAGAAGUUGAGGAAGAUUCAGCAAGAGCAAAGAAUCCUCCUGGAUAAAGUCAAUGGCUUACAGUUACAGCUGAAUGAGGAAGUAAUGGUCGCAGAUGAUCUGGAAAGCGAGAGAGAAAAGCUGAAGUCCCUUUUGGCAGCUAAAGAGAAGCAACAUGAAGAAAGCUUAAGAACCAUCGAGGCCCUGAAAAACAGAUUCAAAUAUUUUGAGAGUGAUCACCCAGGACCCGGAAGUUACUCGAGUAACCGAAAAGAAGAUAUGCUUCAUAAACAAGGUCAAAUGUACACGGCAGAUUCACAGUGUGCAUCACCGGGUGUACCUCCCCAUAUGCAGAGCAGGUCUAUGUUAAGGCCUCUAGAGUUGUCUUUACCCAGUCAGACCUCAUACUCUGAAAAUGAGAUUUUAAAGAAAGAGUUGGAAACCAUGCGAACUUACUAUGACUCGGCAAAACAGGACCGACUGAAGUUCCAAAACGAAUUGGCUCACAAGGUGGCAGAGUGCAAAGCCUUAGCUCUGGAGUGCGAGAGAGUCAAGGAAGACUCUGACGAACAGAUCAAGCAGCUGGAAGAUGCCCUCAAAGACGUGCAGAAGAGGAUGUACGAGUCCGAAGGGAAAGUCAAGCAAAUGCAGACCCACUUCCUCGCCCUCAAGGAGCACCUGACCAAUGAAGCAGCCACAGGGAGCCACCGAAUCAUCGAGGAACUGAGGGAACAGCUGAAAGACCUGAAAGGCAAAUAUGAAGGCGCUUCAGCAGAGGUGGGCAAGCUGCGGAGCCAGGUCAAACAGAGCGAGAUGCUGGUAGGAGAGUUCAAGAGAGAUGAGGGCAGGCUGGUGGAAGAGAAUAAGCGAUUGCAGAAGGAAUAUGGCACGUGUGAAGUCGAGCUGGAGAGGAGGGGGCGACGGGUCGCGGAGCUGGAGGGCCAGCUGAAGGAGCUGGGGGCUAAGCUGGCCCUUUCCGUCCCCACAGAGAAAUUUGAAAGCAUGAAGAGCUCGUUAUCCAAUGACAUCAAUGAGAAAGCAAAAAGGCUGUCGGAGAUGGGGCGGGACUAUGAAAGCUCUCAGGGGGAAAUUCGACAGCUGAAGAGGGAGCUGGAGAGUGUCAGGGCCCAGCACAUCAGACCUGAGGAGCAUGAGCUGCUCAGAAGCAGGUUGGAGCAGAAGUCGGGAGAGCUGGGAAAGAAGGUGUCAGAGCUGACCCUCAAAAACCAGACGCUGCAGAAAGACGUGGAAAAACUCCACGCAGACAACAAGCUUCUCAAUCAGCAGGUGCACAGCCUCACGGCGGAGAUGAAAACAUGCUACGUGCCUCUAAGGAUCAGCGAGGAGAUGAAGAAGUUGCAUGACGUGAACGUGGAGGAUUUGAAUAAGAAGCUUUCAGAGGCAACACAGAGAUACAUGGAGAAGAAGCAGGAAGCAGAGAGACUGCUGGCGGAGAAUGAUAAGUUGACUAAGAAUGUCAGCCGCCUGGAAGCUGUGUUUGUAGCUCCCGAGAAACAUGAAAAGGAGCUAAUGGGUCUGAAAUCCAAUAUCGAAGAACUGAAAAAGCAACUGUCUGAGCUUAAUAAAAAAUGUGGUGAGGGUCAGGAGAAAAUACGUGCACUUAUGUCUGAAAACAGCAGCUUGAAAAAGACUCUGAGUAGCCAGUAUGUGCCUGCCAAGACCCACGAGGAGGUGAAGGCCACCCUCAACAGCACAUUGGAGAAAACCAACAGAGCCUUACUGGAGGCGAAGAAAAGGUUUGACGACACGAGCCAGGAGGUCUCAAAACUAAGAGACGAGAAUGAAGUAUUGAGGAGGAACCUGGAGAAUGUUCAGAAUCAGAUGAAGGCUGACUAUGUGAGCCUGGAGGAGCACUCGAGAAGGAUGAGCACGGUGAGCCAGAGUCUGAAGGAAGCGCAGGAGGCCAACACUGCCAUCCAGGCCGACUACCGCCAGGGCCAGGAGGAGAUCGUGACGCUGCAUGCUGAGAUCAAGGCCCAGAAAAAGGAGCUCGACACCAUCCAGGAAUGCAUCAAGCUGAAGUACGCGCCCCUCACCCGCCUGGAAGAGUGUGAACGCAAGUUCAAGGCCACAGAGAAAGGACUGAAGGAGCAGUUAUCAGAGCAGGCGCACAAGUGUCGCCAGAGGGACGAAGAGGUCAAGAAGGGCAAGCAAGAGAAUGAGAGGCUGCGGAAGGACCUGGCUGCCCUUCAGAAGGAACUGCAGGAUAGGAACGUUCUGGUGGAAGAGGCCAGGGAAGCAGAAAGAGCACUGAAUGGGAAGACAGAUGAGCUCAGCCGGCAGCUGAAGGACCUGUCCCAAAAGUACAGCGACGUGAAGAGUGAGAGAGAGAAGCUGCUAGAAGAAAAGGCCAAGCAGACCUCUGAGAUCCUUGCUGCCCAAAAUCUUCUGCAGAAACAGCCGGUCCCGCUGGAGCAGGUGGAGGCUCUAAAGAAAUCUCUCAAUGGCACAAUUGAGCAGUUAAAGGAGGAGCUGAGGAGUAAGCAGAGGUGUCUGGAGCGAGAGCAGCAGACGGUGAGCCAGCUACAGCAGCUGCUGGAGAAUCAGAAGAACUCCUCUGUGACCCUGGCGGAUCACCUGCAGCUAAAGGAAGCCCUCGAGAAAGAGGUUGGAAUCAUGAAAGCCAGCCUGAGAGAAAAGGAAGAGGAAAGCCAGAAGAAAACCAAGGAAGUCUCCAAACUCCAGACAGAGGUUCAGACCACCAAGCAGGCGCUGAAGAACUUAGAGACCAGAGAGGUCGUCGACAUGUCGAAAUACAAAGCCACCAAGAAUGACUUGGAGACCCAGAUUUCCAACUUAAAUGACAAACUGGCUAGUCUGAACAGGAAGUAUGACCAAGCGUGUGAGGAGAAGGUCUCUGCCAAGGAUGAGAAGGAGUUGCUCCAUCUCAGCAUAGAGCAGGAGAUCAGGGAUCAGAAGGAGCGGUGUGACAAGUCCCUGACGACGAUCAUGGAACUGCAGCAGAGGAUCCAGGAGUCCGCCAAGCAGAUCGAAGCGAAGGAUAAUAAGAUAACUGAACUUCUGAAUGAUGUCGAAAGACUAAAGCAGGCACUCAACGGCCUUUCUCAGCUCACCUACAGCAGUGGCAGCCCCACCAAGCGGCAGAGCCAACUGGUGGAUACCCUGCAGCGGCAAGUGAGGGAUCUGCAGCAGCAGCUGGCUGAUGCUGACAGACAGCACCAAGAAGUUAUCGCUAUCUACCGGACACACCUCCUCAGUGCCGCACAGGGCCACAUGGAUGAAGAUGUGCAGGCAGCCUUACUACAGAUCAUACAGAUGCGACAAGGCCUCGUGUGCUAGCGGCAGCUGACUCGGAGCCUGUCCUGCUGGUGCUAUGCAUCCUGGGUGCAACUGUGUGCUCUUCUGGGCCUUACUCUGAUAGUGUCAGUAAAAUGAACUAUAUUUGUUCCGUUGUUGAA
Messenger RNA from Mus pahari (shrew mouse), 4903 nucleotides. RefSeq names its product uveal autoantigen with coiled-coil domains and ankyrin repeats (gene Uaca). The transcript has 19 exons. Lineage: Eukaryota; Metazoa; Chordata; Mammalia; Rodentia; Muridae. The coding region runs from base 588 to 4784 and encodes 1398 amino acids. Gene Ontology annotation, molecular function: actin binding. The record is from RefSeq and is a predicted model, not a curated record.